This is a messenger RNA of Babesia sp. Xinjiang, 630 nucleotides long. RefSeq lists its product as uncharacterized. The record is from RefSeq and is a predicted model, not a curated record. Lineage: Eukaryota; Apicomplexa; Aconoidasida; Piroplasmida; Babesiidae. The transcript is spliced from 3 exons. Bases 1 to 630 code for a protein of 209 amino acids.
AUGCAGGCCAGAGGCGUUACCAAGUGUAGCGGCCAGCACCUCAUCUAUAUCGAGAAUGAAGGUCCUCAUGAAGUCAAGUGCCGCAAGGGCCAGAACAUGAACGUGGUGGAUGCUUACGGUAUCUGCAUGGAAGAUUUCCUUGCAAACAAUUUGAAGGCGACAAAAUCACAACGCAAGGAUGAGUUGUUGUAUGCCUUCGAUUAUUACUGCCCACAAUUCUUCGAUGUUGGAGACUCCUGUGUUCUCGCCGUGAACAAAACAGAAGCUGAACCUGACCGUUUCCGCGUAGGUCAAUACCUGAACUGCAAGGAUGGUGUUGUCUUCGUUGGCCUUUACCACUGUUGUGACAAGGAGAAAACCGCAGUUGCUGAUGGCGAAGAAGUUACGCUCUACGAAACUAAGGUUGGUAUGUUAACUCCUAGGUGCCCUGCCGGUAAGAAGAUCACUAUUUUGAACUCCGGUCAGCGUGGAAAUGUUAUUUGCGACAAGGGUCACGUGACAUCAACCUUCUCUAAGACUUCUGAAGUAUGCAACGGGAAGGAAAUGUGCAAUAUUGCAUUCACUGGUUCGCAACCUUCGAAUUGCAAUGGCCUCACAGCGACACACUUUGUGAAAUACACAUGCUUGUGA